AUGGUAUAUUCCCAGAGAAGAGGUGCGGGAUCCCGGCGCUUGCUGCUCUCGCUUCUGCUCCUCGCAGCCUGGGAGGCCGGGAGCGGCCAGGUGCACUAGUCGGUCCCAGAGGAAGCCAAACACGGCACCUUCGUGGGCCGCAUCGCCCAGGACCUGGGGCUGGAGCUGGCGGAGCUGGUGCCGCGCCUGUUCCGGGUGGCGUCCAAAGGCCGCGGGGACCUUCUGGAGGUAAAUCUGCAGAAUGGCAUUUUGUUUGUGAAUUCGCGGAUCGACCGGGAGGAGCUGUGCGGGCGGAGCGCCGAGUGUAGCAUCCACCUGGAGGUGAUCGUGGACCGGCCGCUGCAGGUGUUCCAUGUGGAGGUGGAGGUGGAGGUGAAGGACGUUACUGACAACCCCCCAAGGUUCUUGGGACAAGAACAAACACUAUUUAGAAUCAAGAAUAGCGGUUCUCGGUUUCCGCUAGAGGGCGCAUCUGAUAUGGAUAUCGGAAGAAACGCAGAACUGAGAUACGAGUUACAAACUAAUGAAUAUUUUGACUUGGAUGUUAAAACAAAUGAAGAGGAAACAAACUUUUUAGAGCUAGUUAUGAAGAAACCAGUAGGUAGGGAAGAAACGCAAGAACAUCGUUUAUUGCUGAUUGCAAUUGAUGGAGGAAAACCUGUACUAACAGGUACAGUUCAGUUAUUGAUCAAUGUAUUGGAUGCGAAUGAUGAUGCCCCAGAAUUUGAUAAAUCAAUUUAUAAUGUCAGAAUACUGGGAAAUGCACCGAAUGGGACAUUAGUUAUUAAACUGAAUGCCUCACAUGCAGAUGAGGGCAUUAAUAAGGAAAUAGUGUACCUCCUUAGUAAUCUUGUUCUUGACAACGUAAAAUCUAAAUUUGCGAUCAACCUAAUAGUAGGGAAAUAACAGUUCAGGGAAAGAAAACUGGAUUAUGAAGACUGUAAUUUAUAUGAAAUUAAUAUUGAUGCCGUCGAUAAAAGUCCAUUCCCAUUAAGACACUGCAAAGUAAUAGUGAAAAUCCUGGAUGAGAAUGAUAAUACCCCAGAGAUGGUCAUAACCUCCCUAUCUCUGCCUGUGCAAGAGGACGCCCCAUGGGGCACUGUCAUCGCCCUGAUCAGUCUGUCAGACCAUGACUCCGGUGCCAAUGUGCCGGUGACUUGCACCCUGACGCCUCAUGUCCCCUUCAAGCUGGUGUCCACCUUCAAGAAUUACUAUUCAUUGGUUCUGGACAGUGCCUUGGACCGCGAGAGCGUGGCGAACUAUGAGGUGGUGGUGGCAGCGCGGGAUGCGGCCUCGCCUUCCCUGUCGGCAACAGCCAGCGUGUCCGUGGAGGUGGCCGACGUGAACGACAACGCGCCCGCGUUCGCACAGCCCGAGUACAGGGUGUUGGUGAAGGAGAACAACCCGCCCGGCUGCCACAUCUUCACGGUGUCGGCGCGGGACGCGGACGCGCAGGAGAACGCGCUGGUGUCCUACUCGCUGGUGGAGCGGCGGGUGGGCGAGCGAGCGCUGUCGAGCUACGUGUCGGUGCACGCGGAGAGCGGCAAGGUGUACGCGCUGCAGCCGCUGGACCACGAGGAGCUGGAGCUGCUGCAGUUCCAGGUGAGCGCGCGCGACGCGGGCGUGCCGCCUCUGGGCAGCAACGUGACGCUGCAGGUGUUCGUGCAGGACGAGAACGACAACGCGCCCGCGCUGCUGCCUCCCGGGCCGGGUGGCAGCGGGGCGGGCGCGCUGAGCCAGCUGGUGGCGCGGUCGGUGGGCGCGGGCCACGUGGUGGCGAAGGUGCGCGCGGUGGACGCGGACUCGGGCUACAACGCGUGGCUGUCGUACGAGCGACACACGACGCGCGCCCUGGACGAGGCGGACGCGCCGCGCCAGCGCCUACUGGUGCUGGUGAAGGACCACGGCGAGCCGGCUCUGACGGCCACGGCCACCGUGCUGCUGUCGCUGGAGGACAGCGGCCAGGCGCCCAAGGCCUCUUCGCGGGCGUCGACGGGCGCCGCUGGCGCGAAGGCCGCUCUGGUGGAUGUGAACGUGUACCUGAUCAUCGCCAUCUGCGCGGUGUCCAGCCUGUUGGUGCUCACGCUGCUGCUGUACACGGCGCUGCGGUGCUCGGCGCCGCCCAGCGAGGGCGCGUGCGGGCCCGGGAAGCCCACGCUGGUGUGCUCCAGCGCGGUGGGGAGCUGGUCUUACUCGCAGCAGAGGCGGCAGAGGGUGUGCUCUGGGGAGGGACCGCCCAAGGCUGGUGUCAUGGCCUUCAGCCCCAGCCUGCCUCAGGGUCCCAUCUCUAUAGACACCGUGAGUCUCAAAAAUCUAACAGCAAUUUUUCGUCAUAUGUCAUAA
Messenger RNA from Kogia breviceps (pygmy sperm whale), 2343 nucleotides. Its product is annotated as protocadherin alpha-5-like. Gene Ontology annotation, biological process: homophilic cell-cell adhesion. NCBI's taxonomy places the organism in Eukaryota, Metazoa, Chordata, Mammalia, Artiodactyla, Physeteridae. Gene Ontology annotation, molecular function: calcium ion binding. Gene Ontology annotation, cellular component: plasma membrane. The record is from RefSeq and is a predicted model, not a curated record.